This is a messenger RNA of Pocillopora meandrina, 5573 nucleotides long. The record is from the annotation of a GenBank genome assembly. NCBI's taxonomy places the organism in Eukaryota, Metazoa, Cnidaria, Anthozoa, Scleractinia, Pocilloporidae.
AUUUGACGCCUUGCAAAGUUUGUUGAAAUGGUUGGGUGUAAUAUUCUUGCCCACAGCAUUUACCUUUAGUUUAGAGGACAGUGCACUUUGCAAAAAUGCAUCGCACUUUUUCAACUCAUGGUGUGCGAUGGCUGCGAUCACUGUCCGUAGAAUUUCGCCCCUCACGGUCAUUACCGAAUCGUGCGUUUUUCCUCCCUCUGCGUUCUUGUGGGAUCAUCUCAGCAUAUCCAUAUUGGAGGAGGCAAUUUUCCAAACAAAGUGACACUUCAGCUUCGUUAGAUGCGGACGAUGAACACCCAGAGAGUGCAGAAAUAUUACAAGAUCUUCGAGCUCGUCACCAUUACCACCACGACAAAGAUGCAGGGAAACUUCAUGAAGUUUACGUUUUAGAACCCGAUUUUAAAUGGGGAAGAAAUCGCUUUCGAGCCGUCACAAGCCAGCAUCGACUAGAUGAAGCAUGUGCGCUAGUGGAGUCGAUCGAAAGCUGGAAGGUGGCCGGUAGAAGUAUAGAAUCCGUCAGAAGGAUGGACAGAAAAACAUUUUUCGGAAAAGGAAAGAUUGAGGAGUUAAAUGAAAGAUUCAAAGAAAUGAAAAAUUCUUCUUCUCCCUUUGACAGUGUUUUAAUCGAUGUGGCUCAGCUCAAUAAUUGGCAGCAUACACAAUUAGAAGACAUUUGGGAUGUUAAGGUGUAUGAUAGGUUUGGUGUGGUGUUGCAAAUAUUCAAGGAGAGGGCCAAAACAGCAGAGGCAAAGAUUCAGGUGGAAUUAGCAGAGUUACCAUACAUCAGGUACAUUCAGUCAAAACCACAUACACUCAAUUUGUAGGACAAAAGGCAGCCUUUAUUAUGACAAGCUUAUUAAUGAACUGAUUUGGUCAAAAAAACAACCUUUUGUAAUUUAAUCAAAUUAAGCUAAUAGAUCAAACAACACUUAUACACACUGUUAACAGAAAGGCAGCAGAAAACAGAACAGAUAUGAAAGAACACCACAAUGAAAUACCAGGAGGCAUGGAAGGAAAAGAAAAAUGGCUUCUAGGUACACAAAUGAGGUGUAAUGAGUGUUAAUGUGCUAAGCAAUUGAAUUACUGAACUUAACGCUCUUUGUGAUCUUUUCUGAGUACCUAAAGUAUGACUGUACUUUUGCUAUUACAGUUACAAAAUAAUACAGUUUUCACAAUUAGCCUUUUAUGUAGAGGUGUACCGUUUAUUAAUACCUGGAACUUUAAUUAUAUGGAUAGGUCAAGAUUGGUACAUAGAGGGAGUUUUGAUCAGCAGAGAGGUGGAACACACACCAUAGGAGGAUCUGGAGAAACAAUCCUGGAAAAGCAGAGAAGGAUUUUAUUUGAACGUGAAAUAAGACUGAAAAAGAAGUUAUACGCUAUCAAAAAGCAGCGUGAGCAUGUUAGGCAUGACCGACAAAAGAGACAUGUACCAACCGUGGCAGUUGUAGGUUACACCAAUGCAGGUAUUGAAUGAUGUACCAUCUUAGUACUUACAUGACCAGUCUAAGUGUACCUGGAUCAAUUCUGAGUUAAUUACUCUUUCAAAAUUAAUAUGUAUUUGCAUCUUCUCCUUUCUCUUGUUUGAUUGCGAUGGAUACACUGUACUUGGAGAGGGUAUGCUGAGAACCACCCUUCCUGCAUGUACGUGUAUACAGUAAAUCCUGUAAUUAUAUAGCAUUGUGAUUGUGGGGUAAAGCCAAACAUUCUGAUUGAUUCUUACUUGGUCAAGAUUUUACCACGUGGACUAUUUCCAUGGAAACUGUCAUAAGCCAUGUAUUUUGUUCACGAAAGCAGGCAAAUUCAGCACAAAGGAGGUUGGUCAGAGUGCCAUUUAAUAAACUACUUGAUACUAACUUUGUUUCCUUGAGUGGUGCUGGCCAAUAUUGUCUCUUGAUAGAAUUGUAUGCACCUUGCUAUGCUUGGUCCAUACUGAUAUAGCCUUUGACCAAUAUUCCCCAGUGUAGCCCUUGCCCUUGUUCAGUAAGAAGUAAGAAUUAGUGCCUCUGCUUUACUGGUUGUACUCCCUUUUUCCCAUCAUUAUGGAGAAGUACUGGUAUAUAGAUAACAGAGGAUGUUUUAAUCGGUCAUGCUUAAAUUAAUAUUUUGGUACUUUUUCACAUGACAGGCAAAACAACUCUGAUUAAGGCGUUAACAGAUGAAGCUAAGAUGCAGCCUGAAGACAAACUCUUUGCAACUCUUGAUGUAACAGCACACCCAGGGAAACUCCCAUCUGGCAUGACUGUUCUCUUUAUUGACACUGUUGGAUUUGUGUCCGACCUGCCCCCAGACCUUGUUGAGUCUUUUUCUGCAACAUUGGAAGAUAUUUCAGAUUCAGUAGGUUGAACUUUUUUUCUGUAAAUGCUAUGUGUUUUGUCUAUACACUGAGUCAAGUUUUUUGAAAUAGCUCUGGAGUAAGUCUGCACUAUAAGUGAGCAAUAUGGCCUUGUGAGCUGGUUCAAGUUUCUGUAGCAUGAUGAUCUCAUGAGUAUUGCUCAUCACCCCCCUCUCCCUCCCCCUGGAUAAGAUGCUAGUCCAUUGUUGUUAACCUACUCCACCCCCAACCCAGCAUUUUGCCUUUAGCUUACCUAAGAGUUUACCAGUAUCAUUGUACACUCUUGGGUGGAAAGAUGAAAUCAGAAAUUAGAGUAAUGCAUCUUGCUCUAGAUCUCAACAAAAGGACAAUGAGAAAGGUUAUACUGUAUUUAUUAGUUUAACUGCAACCUCCAAAUGAGUGCUCACCUCAAAUAAGCACCUUCCCUGUACAUAGGUAAAAUUAAGUAAGAGCCCAGCCUUGAUUAAGUACCCAUCUUGGAUGCGACCACUUUUCAGGUCCAAAGAUCUAACAGGUACCCAGUGCACUUCAUCAAAUAAAAAUGGUGUGUAAAAACUUUUUUAUGGUGAUGAGAAAAGUUUAAGGUUUCUGGAGCAUACUUGUCUUUGAUUUAUAAUUCUCUUAGUUAUUGGAAAUACAUUGUUUUUGUAGCUCCAUUUUGUUCCCAAUGUGCUGAUUGACAUGUGUGUGUUAUGAGCUUUUUUGUUGAUCAGUCAGGACACCAAUGGAGUCAUUGCAUAUAUAUUUAUUUAUUUAUUUAUUUUUUGCCAUUUAAAGUUAUUUUCCACCUCUCCUUUUACACACAGGAUUUAGUUGUACAUGUGCGCGACGUCAGUCACCCAGAAUGUGAUGCUCAACUGGAUGACGUCAUGACAGUUCUUGAGAAACAACUCAGCAUUAAGGCACCUUUAAUGGAAACCAUGAUAGAGGCUCAGAAUAAGAUUGAUCUUUGGUACGUGAUGGGUGACACGAGUAAGGGAGCGUAGCCAACUCUUGAUAAGUGAAAAUGAACUCCCUUUUAUCUUCUUUUUUUUAUUUAAUGGGUAUGGUAAUAGAAUUUUGUUAUAUUUAAGCUUUUUCGAGGGAACACGUAAUGAAUUUGAAUACACCAAACAUUUUACUGAAACUGCAAAGAAAAUGUAAAUUAGAAUAUAAACAAGAGGUGGCCUGAAGGGAGAUGGAAUUGACUGAAUCAAAGUUGAAGGGUUCAACCUGUUUGGGUUUAUUUUUGUUUGAAAGAGAAGUUUAAUUUUACAACAUUCGAAAAGCUUCUCAUUAUGCAUGCCAUUCAUGUUUAUAAAAUGUAUCCCAGUGAAAGGGCAAAAGACUUAACUCGAAAAUUAAUAUUAUCUGCUUUGAUUAAGUGGUCUUUUUCGUAAUUACAAACAGUACUAUAACUAACUUGCAAAUGUCUUAACUUUCGAAAGCGUUCACUUCCAUUUUAUUGAUAAAGUCAAAUACUAUUAUAAAUGGAUAAACACUUCUCGUAACUAUUCUGCUUUUUCUUUCCUUUUCGUUGUUCUAGCAAUGAUAAAAACUUCCAAGUUAGAUCCGGCGUGUUAAGCGACAGGCGGACCAAGAUAAGUGCGGUAAACAAAACAGGUUUGAGUGAGCUUCGUGCAAUGGUCGAAAAAGGGAUCAUAGCAUCCACAGGGAGACAAGUCAAGAAACUUGUAUUUCCUCCAGAUGGACCACAGCUUAGGUGAGAAGACAGAAAAGCAUUCAGAAAUAUUCAAACGCAGAGAAUUUAUUCAGAGCAACGUUAACUUGAAACAUGAUUGGCAAAAUUUGUUAUUGAUAUCUUUUUUUCAUGUGAUCCUCUGACUUGAGACCAAAGGUUGGUUUGAACUAUUGGAAUAGCUGUAAUAAGUAAUUUGAGACUUUCUUUGCGCUUUUGAAAAAGGUCGUUUUCUUUUCACGACUUAAAUGGAUGCAGAUAUAUCUUUUCUUUUUGACUGUUUAUUUUAGCUGGCUUUAUCAUGAGACAACAGUUCAGGACACAUCAGCUGACGAGGAUGGAAAUAUUGUUGCUACAGUCGUCAUGGAUGAAGCAGCGAGGAAAAAAUACCAAGCAAAAUUUGGGAAGAUUGAUUAAUGGCCUCUUCCCUGUUUGCAAAUCGUUCAACUGAAAAAAAGCAAGGAAGAAUUCUACCAUGGCUCUAAACCGAUAAACUAGCAAAGGAAAACGUAAUUGUUUUUCCCCUGCAUCCCAUUUGAGUUUGUCUGCAUAUGAGGAUCGCCUGUUAUUUACCAUACGGUCUACAAGCAUGGUGGAAAAGUAAACGCGUAAUAUAUAUUUGGUAGGAAAAGGUCUGUAUUUCAUGACGACUAGUUUUCUUCACAUGGGACGUAAGAAGCGUCUUCUUUCACCAUAUCGAGAGAGGAAGGUUGCAAGCACUUCGUAACUUAGAACAGUCUCCUUUCAACAGAUGUCACCAGCUACCGAAACCUAGCAAGCGAAUUAUUCACGAUAUUGACUGAACAGUGACAACUGACUCACUCCGCUUGAGUCUUGCAGCCAAUAGCAUCACGGGAAAACUCACAAGUCAAUUUUUAUAAAGCGGUUUUUCAAGACUUAAAUGACGAAAGACUCCAUACUUAACUCUGGUGAUGACUUUCGCUCAGAUUGUCUGACGAACGGGUACUGACGUUAUCAACAGUUAUUUUCUCGAACUUCCUUCACUUGGACGAUCGGACUUCACGAUCGAAAGAUCCAUUUUCGUUUACAUAGUAUGUUUUUAAUGUGUUUUCCUUGAAGGAUAAUAAAGUGGAUUUAGUUAUUACAUUGCUUCGAAGCAUUAUUAUAUUUUGCUGAGAGAGCUCUCCAGAUAUAAGUCCCGGCUCCUCAGUUCCGCGCGCUAAGUUCCCUGUAAAUUUUACAAACCCAAGGCUUGAAAUCCUGGGAAAGCCUGCGCUUUUCGUCUGCAGUUCCAAAGAUAACUGAGAAAAAGAUGUUUGUUUGUGCGCUCUCUAAUGAUUCAUACUGCAUGUGAUUCAUAGGUGCACAGUACUUUCUUAUUAUCCUCUGAGUAAUUUCCAGUGUUGAGAACUAAUUACCUGUCCCAGGAUCCUCAUUUUGACGCGCCACAUGCACUUAAACUCUUUGUCAAUUUGAAAAAUUACUGUUAUACUUGUUUUUAAAAGCUAAUCACUUUUCUUUUUGAUCUGGAUAAUUUUCAGCGUUGAAAACCAGUGUCUCACUUUGAAGUGGUAAAUACACGGGUGCCUUUACGUUCAUUUG